Molecule: messenger RNA, 1246 nt
Organism: Brachypodium distachyon (stiff brome)
Lineage: Eukaryota; Viridiplantae; Streptophyta; Magnoliopsida; Poales; Poaceae
Product: momilactone A synthase
Exons: 2
Coding region: 176-1006 (276 amino acids)
Molecular function (GO): oxidoreductase activity
Source: RefSeq, a predicted model, not a curated record
GUGCCACGAUGAACAAGUUUAUAAAGAGGGGAAAGUUCUAGCUAGCCAUGUCCACGUUUGCUCUCAGUUAGAUACACAUGAACGCGUCACGACCACUUAUCUAGUUAUCUCCCGGCAGUACGUGCGAGAAAUUCUGCUUAGAAGGUACUCCGUAGGCAGCAGCUAGCCGACAGCCAUGGCAACAGGCAGCUCUGCCGCCGCUGCCGCCGCAAGGAAGUUGGAGGGCAAGGUGGCUCUGAUCACCGGCGGCGCCAGCGGCAUCGGCGCGUGCACGGCGCGUCUGUUCGUGCGGCACGGGGCCAGCGUCGUGGUCGCCGACGUCCAGGACGAGGCCGGCGCGCUCCUCUGCGCGGACCUCGGCGCCCAAGGGGCCUCCUCCAUCUGCUACGUCCGUUGCGACGUGACCGUGGAGCCGGACGUGGCGGCGGCCGUGGACCACGCCGUGGCCAGGUUCGGGAAGCUAGACAUCAUGUUCAACAACGCCGGAAUCGGGGGCGACGGCUGCCACAGCGUCCGGGACAGCACCAAGGAGGACUUCGAGCGGGUCCUGGCCGUGAACCUGGUGGGCCCGUUCCUGGGCACCAAGCACGCGGCCCGCGUCAUGGGCCGGGGCGGGUCCAUCUUCCAGACGUCGAGCCUGUCGUCCGUGCGGAGCGGCAUGGCGUCGGCGGCCUACACGUGCGCGAAGCGCGGGCUGGUGGGCCUGGCGGAGAACGCGGCGGCGGAGCUGGGCCGGCACGGGAUCCGCGUCAACUGCGUGUCUCCCGCGGGCGUCGCCACUCCGCUGGCCCUCGGUUACCUCGGGCUGGACGGGAAGGAGUUUGAGAUGCAGAUGGAGGCCAUCGCGAACCUCAAGGGCGUGGGAGGAGGACUGCGGGCGGAGGACAUCGCUGCCGCUGUACUAUUCCUCGCUAGCGAUGACGCGCGGUACGUCAGCGGACAUAACCUUGUCGUCGAUGGCGGCAUCUCCGUCGCGUCCCCGUCCUUGGGCACCCCCACGGACUGAUGAGCGCGCGGCAAAGCACGGAUGUCAUAGACUGGAUCUCCGACUAAAAUACUCUGUUUGAAUAAAUCAUAAAGGGGAUGUAGCUCAAAUGGUAGAGCGCUCGCUUUGCAUGCGAGAGGCACGGGGUUCGAUCCCCCGCAUCUCCAUUUAUUUUUACAUUUAAACAUCAACUAUAACUCUUCGUGAUUGUUUACACCCCACAAUGGUGAAGACGAAUUUUCCAAGCUGUGAGCAACUCUU